GAUUGUGAUGUCCAUGGGUUCUUGCAAAGCAUUGCAAAAUUUUGGUGGGAUUGAUGAGGGAGACUCUAAUGUCACAUAUGUACAACCUGAGGUUAAUUAUUUGCUUUCUUUAGUUUUAACAACUUUAGGAAGGUCACCAGAUAUUCAACGUGGACUAACAAGAAUUUUCCACCGGACAGCCACUGCAUCUGAAUUCAUUUCAGUCAUGCAAGCUAUUUUAUUUGUUGGGAAACAACUUCAGCGACUUCACAUAGAAGAGAAAGAUGUUGAUGAGAAGGGGCAAUCAAGGAGUAUGCACUCUGUUUUGUUAAGAAAGUUGAUUUUGACAGCUUCAUCAUCUGGUAUAAUUGGGAAUGCUGCAAAACUAUUGUCCACCCUAAACAAAGAAGCAGCUGAUAAAGGGGAUUUACCUAACUUAUUCAAUAUUUCAAGUGGCCAAUUCCCAGAGGUUGCUAAAGCAAGGUCACUGGUUCAAUCAGCAAAGGAGAAAUUGGAUUUAUUAAUUGGAUUGUAUCGGAAGCAGCUUCGAAUGAACAAUUUGGAAUUCAUGAGUGUUUCUGGGACCACACAUUUGAUAAAGGUAGUUCAGCGAAACAAAUUUUGCGAGAACUUAUAUAUGUACCUCGCCAGAUAACAAAGUAUUCUAAUAAUUUUAAUGCUAUUUGAUCUGCUAGAUAUUAAUCAUUUUUUUCCUUUGAUUUACAAUUUUAAGCCU
Molecule: messenger RNA, 715 nt
Organism: Vitis vinifera (wine grape)
Lineage: Eukaryota; Viridiplantae; Streptophyta; Magnoliopsida; Vitales; Vitaceae
Product: DNA mismatch repair protein MSH3-like
Exons: 3
Coding region: 8-634 (208 amino acids)
Source: RefSeq, a predicted model, not a curated record